This is a messenger RNA of Kuraishia capsulata CBS 1993, 1056 nucleotides long. RefSeq lists its product as uncharacterized. The coding region runs from base 1 to 1056 and encodes 351 amino acids. Gene Ontology annotation, cellular component: cell cortex. Gene Ontology annotation, molecular function: GTPase activator activity. The record is from RefSeq and is a predicted model, not a curated record. Gene Ontology annotation, biological process: regulation of fungal-type cell wall organization; signal transduction; activation of GTPase activity. The transcript has a single exon. NCBI's taxonomy places the organism in Eukaryota, Fungi, Ascomycota, Pichiomycetes, Pichiales, Pichiaceae.
AUGGAAGUAUCGAAGCCCAAAGCCUGGUUCAGGUCUUUUAGCAACAAUAACUUGCACGGAUAUUUGAAACCCGAUUGCCGAGUCUAUGUGGAUCAACACCAAGCAUCUGUGUACAACGCUGGAACGACCCAGGACUCACUCACAUACCCUAUUUUGACAGAUCUUCGAAGCUGUCAGACUGUGGAUGUUAACUUGACUCUUGCUGGCUCAACUCUGCAGUGUUCUGUGCCUGUUAUUGUGGAAAGAUGCUGUCGUCAUAUUGCUGCUAGCGAAAAGCCGGAUGGGCUGUUCAGAGUGAACGGCUCUGUGAAGACAGUACGUGCCACAGAACAGAUUCUGGCAGCAGAUGUGGCAUAUUCCUUUGAUGGGCUCAAUUCUUACGACAUCUCGAUGUUGUUGAAACGAUAUCUAUCUUUUGCUGACCCGCUUGUACCAAGAGCAAUCAGCGAAACCCUCAAAAACAUUGCUGAGAACGGCUCUGGGAACAUUGAAUUGUACGCAGCCACACUGGCUCAGAUUCCAACUCGCAAAGUCCACACCUUGUUGUACGUUCUUCACUUCUUGCACGCGCUGGCGCUCCCUGAGGUGGUGCUCCAAACACGGAUGACGCCCCACAAUCUGGCCAAAAUCUUUCAGUUAUCGCUGUUUAGAUUCGAAAUUACAGGAAAUAUGAGUGCGGAAGACCUUAUGGGCUCGUGCCGCGUGUUUGAGGAAACUCUGCAGUGCUGGAUCGAAGAUUUUGAGUCUUUGUUCACCGCAGUUUGUGCGAGGCUGCGCGAGGUCCCGGAAGUUAAGCUUCCAGUACACUACGAAAGUCGAGCAAGAUCCCUUGAGUCGUUACAUGUUACUAAACGUAAGAAUAGGCGACUGUCUUUGUUUUUGGAUCGUUCCGUGUCGGCGUCGGCUUCAAUUCUUGAAGAGCCCGUGCCGCUACUGCCCGAACGUCCACAACAAAGGGCUGUUUCUGAUCCGGUUCCACGUGAUAAGAAGGACUCCAAAGUUAAGCUUGGCCGCAGGCUCUCGGUUCGUUUCGGACUGUCGCGUAUGGCUGCGUAG